AUGGGCUGCAUCCAGAGCAUCGCGUGCAACAAGUCGCGCGUCCGGCGGGAGAACGUCGUGGUGUCCGAACUGUCGGCCACCAUAGACCACUGCGCCACCGUCAUAGAGGAGAGCUCACCCAUAGUGCUCCGCUACAAGACGCCCUACUUCAAAGCCUCCGCGCGGAUUGUGAUGCCCCCCAUCCAGCGCAGCGAGACCUGGGUGGUGGGCUGGAUCCAGGCGUGCACCCAGAUGGAGUUUUACAACACCUACGGAGACAUCGGCAUGUCGAGCUGGGAGCUGCCUCAGCUGAGAGGAGGUCUGGUGAGAGCCAUCAGCGACUCGGACGGGGUCAGCUACCCCUGGUACGGGAACACAACGGAGACCGUCACCAUAGUGGGCCCCACUUCCAAGUCUUCCCGCUUUACUGUCAGCAUGAAUGACAACUUCUACCCCAGCGUCACCUGGGCGGUGCCGGUCAGCGAAUCCAACACACCCUUACUGACCAACAUUAAAAGGGACCAGAGCUUCACCACCUGGCUGGUGGCGCUGAACACCACCACCAAGGAGAAGAUCCUUCUCCACACCAUCAAGUGGAGGAUGCGAGUGGAUAUUGUGGUGGAUCCAUCCCUGCCUUUGGGUUCCAGGGCCAGGCUGGUGGGACGGCUGCAUCAGGACCAGCCACGGGUUCUGAGCCGCAUGGAGCCCAUCCCUCCAAAUGCAACAGGGAGGCCAAACGCCAAUGAUGCCCAAGUUCUGAUGUGGAGGCCGAGGAGAGGCCCCCCGCUUGUGGUCAUACCACCCAAGUAA
This is a messenger RNA of Nematolebias whitei (Rio pearlfish), 789 nucleotides long. It is a transcript of the gene fam78bb, whose product is annotated as family with sequence similarity 78 member Bb. The coding region runs from base 1 to 789 and encodes 262 amino acids. The transcript is spliced from 2 exons. Lineage: Eukaryota; Metazoa; Chordata; Actinopteri; Cyprinodontiformes; Rivulidae. The record is from RefSeq and is a predicted model, not a curated record.